AUGUUUGAGGCAUCUACCUUUGUGGUGGCAGCUCUUCGCCAGAGCGUCAUGGGCGACACUGAAACGCCACGCAAGCUGCCUGUCGCAGAGAAGGCGGCGCGUGCAAUGGCUCAGAAGCAGCGGCUAAGUGGCCUUCUCAUUGAACGGGACAUGGUGCCUAGCUACUCCUUGGUGGACCUUUGCUCGCACAUGUGCGACACAAACACCGUCACUUGGAUUAGCCCUGGGAAGUGCACCUCCCGUGAAUCCGAAAUCCAGGUCUCGUCCAAAGAGACAGCAAAGGUCUUCAAGCUCGAGGACCACCAGCUCAAGCUCGGUUCUGAGACCGCCGAGUUGACUGCAGACUACAGUUCUGCAAUCAUGCUACAGUGGUGCUUGCAACGCCGAGGUUUAGCUUUAGACCAGGUUGGGUUGGUCAGUUGGGAACAACACGAACAUUGGGUCCAACAUCUGCUGCAUAGCCUUACGAAGGACUGUCCCCCCGGUUGGAGUCGGCCCGGUGUUGCGCAGUUGGUGCAAGCUGAUAGGGAGGCCUUUAUGGUUAUGUCGGCUGAGUUGCAGACCUUGAAAGCAACCUCCACUGGAGCUCGUCCCAUGGGAGAGAAGUUGGUGCCGUUGCUCCUCCUGCGUCAACAGACGAUGCGCCAGGACUUUCGCGUGCAGCAAAACGGCGGGUGGGGCGCUCCUGCCAAGUCUGUCAUGCUCGCUCCUGGAAAGGAGGCGGGAAAGGUGCCAACAACAAGGCUUGACUAUCCGGUCCCGCGUUUCAUCCGACUUGUGAAGCCGGGCGACUCUCAUGUCUUUGCCUGCGUAAUGGUGCAGUGA
Molecule: messenger RNA, 825 nt
Organism: Symbiodinium pilosum
Lineage: Eukaryota; Dinophyceae; Suessiales; Symbiodiniaceae
Source: the annotation of a GenBank genome assembly